Messenger RNA from Dermacentor andersoni, 408 nucleotides. The record is from RefSeq and is a predicted model, not a curated record. NCBI's taxonomy places the organism in Eukaryota, Metazoa, Arthropoda, Arachnida, Ixodida, Ixodidae.
AUGAUGCUACGUCAAAGGACUGUCCCAAAAUGUAGUGGAACGGGAGGUCUUGAAGCAGUGGCAAGAGACCGUUCAUCUCGUUGGGAAGCUGUUGCGGCUGUUAAAAAGCGACGCUCCCGACGCCGUCGUACUUCAAAGAACAGAGAUGCCUCCUUGAAGAGCGCGCCACAACCGAAGACUCCUCCUCAUCUGCUCCCUAGGCCUGGCAGAGUCGAGUCCAAGGACACCAAUACUGAAGCUUUGCGCGCGCUACCAAAGCGGCAGCCCCCGCCACAACUGAAGCCUCAGCCGAAGAAACCGCCGGGGCCACAGCCAAUGGCACAGCUGAAGCCACAUUUGGAGCUACAGCCAGUGCCAGAGCCGGAGCCACAACCGCAGCCACGACCGAUACCACAGCCGGAGCCAUGA